CGGUGAGAGGACACAGUUAAACAACUUUCCUCUCCAUUAAUCCUCACUCUUCAUCUACUUGUGCAUGAGCGACAAACGUGCUGAGAAAUCGACUAGUUCGAUCAAGGCGAACGAGCAGGCCCUAUCUGUUGAUCCCGAGGUUGCAAAGUUUACAGUCGCUGGAGGGAAGUCAGAACAUAUGCUGGUCAAUCUCGGCGGCAAGGAUUUAGCCAUAAAAGUCCGAUGCAGCAACAACAAUUUAUAUCGAGUUCAUCCAGUCUAUCAAGUAGUAGAAACUGGCCAGUGUAAAAGUAUGGUAGUCACACGACAUUUUGGUCCUGCACGUCAAGAUCGAUUACUCAUUCAAUACUUACCCAUCGAUGAUUUGAAAUGCAAUUUGGUAAAGCUUUUUAAAGAAGCCGAUAAAAAUGGUGUCAAAAUACAAAUGCUCAAAGUCGUACUAUCGGUAAAGGAACAAUGCAGUUCAAGUGACACGAAGUAG
This is a messenger RNA of Cylicocyclus nassatus, 481 nucleotides long. The record is from the annotation of a GenBank genome assembly. Lineage: Eukaryota; Metazoa; Nematoda; Chromadorea; Rhabditida; Strongylidae.